Messenger RNA from Porites lobata, 4124 nucleotides. The record is from the annotation of a GenBank genome assembly. NCBI's taxonomy places the organism in Eukaryota, Metazoa, Cnidaria, Anthozoa, Scleractinia, Poritidae.
AUGGUCCUUAUAAGUACCAUGGAAAGAUUUCUUUUUCUCACUGCAUUCGCCAUUCUACCCACAAUCUGUGCAUCUGCGACCGUCUACUACGUCGAUGGUAGCAAUGGCAAUGACUUGAACCGUGGAGACAGCAUUCAAAAUGCAUUUGCAUCCAUCAAAGCCUGCGUUGACGCCCUCAAUGGGCCUGGUGACGAGUGUCACAUUCGCGCCGGUCGAUAUCAUCAACCUGUGUUUCAGAUAUCUGGCAAGCAAGGUUCCCAGUCCCAACCGAUUGUCAUCCGGGGUUAUCAAGACGAAGCUCCUGUUAUUGACGGUACAAUCCCGUUGGCUCCUAAAGCUGGCUGGAAACUUGAUCCAAAGACUGGAAUUUUCAGGUGCAGUUCUUUUGAAAUGUUUAAUUGCUAAAUCAGACGAGUAAAUUUUUAACUUUCUUUGCUAUGGUAGUCAAAGAAAAUUUUCAAAAUGCAGUGUGCGUGUUUGAAUACUCCCAAGGCGUAAUAUUUACACCCUGAAAGAUAUUUUAAUGAUAAGGAAAGUAAAAUAAGUUACGGUUUGAAACACAGCCCUAAUGAACAUAAAACGCCACUGGAACCGGAGACUGUAGGCUCCGAAUUAUUUAUUAACUUAAUAUUUAUCAAGAGAGGAUAAAACUCUUUGAAUUUGUUUAUUUAAUCGACCCAUUUGUCAAUGAGCCCUCCAGUCCUGGAAUUAAAAGACAAGAAUCAUUAAAUCAAAAUAAUGGUGAUGAUGAUAAUGAUGAUGAUGAUAAAAUAAAAUAAUGAUUCUUUUUAGCGACGCUGAUGAUGAUGAUAACGCCUUUAACAACAUUCUUGUGACCGCGGUUUUCUAUGAAGUUAGGUGUUAUACAACUCAAGCCCUAGUAACAAUCAUCGUGUCCUACCAUCAAUGACAUCGCUUCUGUUUUAAAACGAAAAUUAAACCGCCAGUGUUAAACAGUUCGCACAAUUUGUUCCUUAAGUUUGUCCUCAACAGCAUUAAUGAUUUUACUGCUCCAAACACGUUCUGUCUUUCUUGUGUUUGAAAGAACUCAGAGUAAGGAAACCUAUACACUUGCAAUUUAUUGCACAUAUUUUAUUCUAUUCUUACAACAUCAAUCUUAAAAUGUUGUCUUGCAGUGCUAAGAUAGAUCAGGACGUUUGGCAACUUUUCGUCGAUGAUGAAAUGAUGACUAACGCCCGAUGGCCAAACGCACUGUGGUCAGACAAGACGGUUUUUCUGAACAAAUACUGGGCUAAGUCUCACAAAAGUUCCAAGCGCGGAAAAAUGGUCGACAGUGGUCAAAAAGAUUUAGCUGGAAGUGGUAUCAACGCUGAGGGGGCUAUGGCAAUUCUUAACAUCGGAAGUUUCAACACUUUCACUACUGCUGUUAAGCGCCAUUCCCCAGGGCAGAAUUUCUUCACUUAUGAUGACAAAUUCGGUGAUAUCAAGUUCAAGCCAGACCAUAAUCAAUAUUUUCUUGAAGACAAACUGGACUUCCUUGAUAAUGCUGGCGAGUGGUUUUACGAUAAAGGCUCCAAGAAAGUGUACGUGAAGACAUUGGAUGGAAUGUCUCCUGAAGGCAGAAUAAGAGGAAAGGUGACGAAAAGCGCUUUAGUUUAACGUAUAUAGGGAGGGGAAGGGCCCGAGCAGAAAGGGGCGAGCCAUGGGACUAAGGCCCCCGUCCACGGUAAUAAUUUUUCGUUUGAAAACGCAUACAUUUCGAUGCGUUCAGACCUUUCGUCCACUCUAAUACGCUGAGCGUUUUCAUUGGAAAACACAUCGAUUUGACAACGCUUUUGAAAGUGGGUCAAAAAGAAAACGCAUAGAUAUCGCAUCAGUGAGAAAGGUCGAAAACACAUCAAAAUUGUAGUGUGGACGCGAAUCGAUCGACGCGUUUUCGAUGACAACGAAAACGCAUUGGUGUGGACAGGACCUUAGUGAACAACCUACCGGAAGAGCAAGGGCAGAGACGAGGGACUGAUGUUUACAGCUUAAAUAAAACAAGUGUUUAAGAUGAAGGCGCCAUUCAGCUUUGGCAGAAACUCAUAAGAGGUUGAAACGUGUAAUUCGCGUUCAAUGUUCGUGAAUAUUCACUUUUACCAUAUUUGGAAACCUUAGUGUCAGAUAUCCAUUUUCAACAAAAUGGCUGCCGCGCGCGGCGGAAACCUGAAGUGAAAUUACGUCACGUUUUUUACGAAGUUUGAUUGGUCAGUCAUCUCUUCUCUUUCCAAAUAUGGUACUUUUGAAAAUGAAUAAUCACGAGCAUCGGACAAAGCAAACAUAUGAGAGUUGCACGUUUCAACCCCUCAUGAGUUUCUGGCUUUGGCGAGCCCUGUUUGUCUUAUCAACUUAAGUAGGAAGAAAACAAAUUUUCAUUAUUUUUUACUCACCCUGAAGCAGCACGCAGUUUCUCAAAAACUAACCCCAUUUUUAUUAUAUUAUUUUCUAGGUCCAAACAUAUGCAUUCAUCAUCACAAAAUGCAAGCACGUUCACUUUAAACAAAUGACUUUUUUCGGUACCACUCUGAAGGCGCGGCCAACAAGGAAAUGGGACGUUAUUGAAGGGCUCCAUUUCGACACCAUUAAUUUCAAGUUCCCCUCGUAUUCUAUGCGCAUGCUUGGUUUAACCAAUCCUCCGCUCUGUACAGUCAUUGAGGCAAGUCGCGGGAAAAGCUUUCAGCUAAUCAACAGCACCUUCUUCGGAAGCGAUGGAAUGGCUCUUAGAUAUAGUGGUAAAGGCGUUCUACUGCAGAAUAAUUUAUUUGAGUACAAUGACUGGUCCGUAGCUAUUAUGACACACAAGAGUGGAGGGUUCGGAACUGUGAUCUCCAAUGGGUAUGAAGACAAGUUUAUUCGUAAUACACUACGUUUCAAUGGCGCCGGCAGUGGUUUUCGUCCAUCGGGAAGGGAUCCCAUUGUUAAGUUGAACCAUGUUCAUCACCAGUGCUGGGGGAUGCUGCAACACGAUGGCGCAGGAGUGCAGUUCCAAAUCGAUGCGCAAACCAAUGCUGUUUCACAACAGAAUUGGGUUCACUCUAGUCCAAAGUAUGGGCUCCGCUUCGACGGGCAGCCUCCGAGGGUUGGACGAUACGGUACCAUGAAGGAAAAUGUUGUGUGGAAAUGUGGAGGAAUCAUGGUGAAAGGGGAUUAUCAUAAGGUCCUCAACAACCUCGCUUUCGAGAAGAGAAAUGAAAAAAGCGGCGACAGGCAAGGGGACGGCUGCGCCUUGUGCGUCCUGAAAUUUGUGCGCUCCAAUCCGACAGAAAUUAAUCGAAACUCGGAGGUCGUCAAAAAUGCUGCUGACGUAGCGAAUGGCGGGAAACGAAAGAGGCCACGUGGUAUUUAUCGCCUAGCUGGAAAAACCGUGAAGUUCAAUAGCAUUGGUGAGGUACGACCGGAAGUCAUGGACGCAGAUAACUUGGACUUCCGACCCCGUAAUGGAUCAGCAUAUGUUGAGCAUCAGGCCGGUCCAUAUUUGUACAAUCCCCAAGGCAAAUAUUACUGGAUUCCUGGACGACAGUUGUACAAGGCUAGCACCCCUGUCCCUCCUGAUGGUAGUAAAACUGUUAAGGUAAGGGACUCGUUCAUCAUUUAAGCUAAGGAAGAAUCAACUUAAAAGUUGAUUCUUCUAUUUUCGCUUUUUUAUUCUUAUAUUUUCAGUUCGAAGAGAAUUCGAAGACUGUAAUCUCGUAGAAUAGAGACUGCUUAGAGAACAUCUCACUUGCUCACAUUACCUCGCAAGAUACGCCACUCGCUAUAAAGAUGGGAUGUACAAAUUGAAUAAAUGUGUGACGUAGAGAAGUGCAAAUAAUUUGUGUAAAAUAAUUUGUAUAAAUCUCUGAAUUGCUCUGCUCCUUCUUUAUUAGACCGAUAGGGAUGCUGUCAUGUGGCUGAACGCCUAUGGCGUAUCCACUCACCAUGUGUACUUUGGUACGAACAAGGCGAAUGUUGCCGAAGCGACAUCAAAGUCAUCCGAGCAUCAAGCGAAGAUCACCGACGAUGGCAAUGUGUAUUACUUGACGAAAAAUCUCCAGUCGGGUAUUACCUACUACUGGCGAGUGGAUGCUGAAAUGGAAGAACAGAUUAUUUACAGAGGCGACGUGUGGUCUUUUCAGACAGCGUGA